AUGUGCAGAAGCUCGAUCAUCCUCUGUCUGGAUGUGCCACCUGGCAGCGAGCCUGAAGGUGACCUGGCGCUGAGCGGACGGAGCGACGGGGCGGCGCCUGUGCCAGAAGGUCUGGAUGUGCCACAUGGCAGCGAGCCUGAAGGCAACGAAGGUGACCUGGCACUGAGCAUACGGAGCCACGGGGCGGCGCCUGUGCCAGAAGGUCAGGAGAAGAGUGAGGCUUCACCAACUGCCUUGCCUGGAGGUGAUUUGCUCAUCGACGGCUGUGAGUCGCAGGACAAGGCUCCGUGCACGGAGUUGGACGCCGAACGCGAGAUUCUGGAAGCUGCAGCUACGCAGUCUCUGAAGCUCUCGCAGGGCCCGCAGUCCCUGAAGCUGUCGCAGCAGAGCUCGCACUUGACCGAGCUGGUGUCCGAAGGCGCAGGACCUUCGAUGCUGGCGUGUGAAGAGAAGCCGGACGCCAGCAUGGCCUGGCAGGCUGGGGAGCUCGUGGCCACGCCCCAGGUGAGCCAGGAUGUUGACCAAGCACUCCCCCAAGGAGGUGCCGAGGAACCUCGACCGAGCACCUUGCAGGAAUGGCGGGCCUAG
Messenger RNA from Symbiodinium natans, 588 nucleotides. NCBI's taxonomy places the organism in Eukaryota, Dinophyceae, Suessiales, Symbiodiniaceae. The record is from the annotation of a GenBank genome assembly.